AUUAUAACCUGCUCUCUGUAUUCUACUGCCUCGUUGCCGUCGUUUUGGCUUCCCUAAUACCAGAAGGACAAGCUUUGUAAAACCUCCGCCUCCUUUCCAUGAAGGUUCUUAUGGUCCGCUCCACAUCUUCAAUGUUUGUUAAUGAAAAUGUUGAGCCUGUUUAUUCAUAUGUCACAAAACUGAAAGACUGAAAAUGGCUAAUCAAUGUUCCUCACUCGUCGUCGUGUUUUUCAUGCUUUCACAAGUGUUGUAUAACGUUGCCAGUCAACGGUGUGGAAACGGUAGCGACAUUUACUCCAUUUACCAAAUGAUGCUCAAGGGUCACACGUUUAAGACGUUCAAAACUACACCAGGUAAGCUGGAAUGCCGUGAAGCUUGCCUCGCUGAUGUCAAAUGCCAAAGUUAUAACGUCCCCAUGUCUAUUUCAAUUUGCGAGUUAAACAACAGCACUAGGGAAACCAGACCGGAAGACUUUGUUCAAGACAAAGAGAGAUACUACAUGGCGAAAGGAUCAAGACGAGUUGCAGAUUACUGCAUUAAACACGAAUGCCAAAACAAUGCAAGAUGCGUAAACGGUCACUUGAAAUACACCUGUGUUUGCAACUCAUCCGGGUGGACAGGAAACCAUUAUGAACAAGGAUUUACAGCUGUGUUUACAAAUCUUGGUGGGAGGGUACGUCAGGGUCCAGACUCAAUCGGUAGUUACUACACAGGUCAGGAUCAUGACGGACAAGUUGCACUGUCCAGCGGUAUUCAACUGUGGACCGUGCCACACACUGGUGAAUACAGAAUAGAAGCAAUAGGAGCCUCAGGGGGGUUUGGCAAGGACAGUAUCAUCAAGAACGGAGGAAGAGGGGCACGAAUGAUUGGAAACUUUCAUUUGACCAAAGAUGAGAUCAUACGUGUCCUUGUGGGUCAAAAAGGGGAAAGAGGGACUCAUUACGAACAAACUGCUGGAGGCGGAGGAGGUACAUUUGUAGUGAGAGGAAGCAACACGCCUUUGAUCAUAGCUGGAGGUGGAGGGGGAAUUAAAGCAAUGUCAGAACAAAAUAUGGAAUGUGAUGGGUCCACGAACACCACAGGGAAUGCUGGGAACAACUUGCCAUUGGGUUCGGAAGUAAGCAACGGACAUGGAGGACAUACUAAUAAGGGGGAUUCUGGUGAUGGUGGCGGCGGCUUCUACAGUGAUGGACAAAAUGCCUCAACCCGGGAUGGCAAAGGGGGAAAAGGAUAUCUUGAGGCGGGGGAGGGUGGAGAUUAUCGCGGUGGGUUCGGGGGUGGCGGUGGUCUUCGUGUUUACAACAAGGGACCGGGCGGAGGUGGAGGUUACUCAGGGGGAAGUGGCGGAGCUAAUAAACAUAUUUCCUGUGGAGGAGGGGGAGGAUCUUUUAACGAUGGAACAAAUCAGCGAAAUGAAUGUUGCUAUAAUAGCGCUGGUCAUGGUUGGAGCGAAAGUAAGGUUCCAGACUCAAUUGGUAGUCAUUACACAGGUCAGGAUCAUGACGGAGCCUCCGGGGGAUACGGUGGGGACAGUAUCAUCAAGAAAGGAAGAAGAGGGGCACGGAUGAUUGGAAACUUUCAUUUGACUAAAGAUGAGAUCAUUCGUGUCCUUGUUGGUCCAAAAGGGGAAGAUGGGGAAAAGACCCCACCAACUUCUGGAGAAGGAGAAGGAUGUGAUACAUCCAUAACCACCACAGGGAAUACAGGGUACAACUCGCCAUUAGGUCUGGGAGGAAGCAACGGACAUAUAGGAAAUACUAGUAGUGGGGAUUUUGGUGGUGGUGGCGGCUUCUACGGAAACGGACAAAAUGCAGCGACCUCUGGUGGGGGCAGGGAGGUUCAGAUUGUCUUCAGAGAGGAAGGGGCGGACAUUUUCAAGGUGGAAGGCGCCCUCUUUUGCCGUAAGAUCGCGGAUGAACUGGACGAGUUCAUCUUGGCGUUUACUGGGAACAUGAUCUUUGUAUUCUACUGCUCCGUUCUUACCGUUUUGACUUCCUUAAUACCAGAAGGACAAGGUAACUGUCGUAGUCUGAGGUUUACCAGUAUUCCUAAACUUAACUACCGGUUAGAGAAUCACACGGUUCGAACUAUUGACGUUGUCAACGAGGAUCUCUGCAGGACACAAUGCUACUUGGAACCCAACUGCGUCAGUUAUAACUUUCACAGGAUUAGAGAAGCGUCUGGAAAACAUAAGUGUGACCUGAAUAACGCGACUGUUGAACACGAUGAAGAUCUGGUGAUGAGCGAAAGUCAUAUUUACCGCGGAGCUGAGAAUGCUUGUAAGAAAAAUCGUUGCAAGAAUAACGCAACAUGCCAAGCCGGGUUUACAGACAGACAUUAUCAGUGUUUGUGUGUUUAUGGAUCUGGAUUUAAAGGCCAUGAUUGUGAUGAGGAUGUAGACGAGUGUGCCACGGGAAAACACGGCUGCGAAGGCAACACGAUAUGCAAUAACACCGUUGGAUCGUACACCUGCAGGUGCAAGGAAGGAUACGAGGAAAAUGAGACAAACUGUACUGACAUAGAUGAGUGUUCUAACGAAGAAAACGGCUGUGAUUUGAAUGCUGAGUGUAACAAUACCAUGGGAUCUUACAGCUGCACGUGUAAAGAUGGAUUUCAUGGAAAUGGAACCUACUGCACAGGCAACUGUUUGUAA
Molecule: messenger RNA, 2653 nt
Organism: Stylophora pistillata
Lineage: Eukaryota; Metazoa; Cnidaria; Anthozoa; Scleractinia; Pocilloporidae
Molecular function (GO): calcium ion binding
Source: RefSeq, a predicted model, not a curated record